AUGGCGGACGUCGAGGCUAAUGUGUCCAAAGAUGGCUCCGAAGAGCGCAUCGCCCCUGUGUUAAAUGAAGAGCGGCAGUGGUAUCGUACUACGCUCUUCAAUGCUUGUGUUAUUGGAGGCGUUGGAUUCUUAGCACCUGGUUUAUGGAAUGCCAUGAACUCUCUAGGCGCUGGUGGAGCCGAAUCGCCAUACUUAAUCAACGCCGCCAAUGCCCUGGUGUUCGGACUGAUGGGCUUUUUUUGUUUGUUUGGCGGCCCAAUUGCGAACAGAAUAGGGCUGUCUUACACACUUCUUCUUGGAGCCCUUGGCUACCCGAUUUAUUCAGCUGGUCUCUAUACAAAUAAUCGCUUUGGAAACGACUGGUUCGUCCUUCUCGGCGCCGUGACCUGCGGAAUAUCAGCUGGGCUUUUUUGGGCAAGCGAGGGAGCCAUCGCGCUUGGGUACCCAGAACCCUCUAAGCGAGCCAAGUACUUGAAUAUAUGGGUCUGGUUCCGGACAUUAGGACCCAUCGUGGGCGGUGCUAUUGUGUUGGGUUUGAAUGUAAAGACUUCAGGUAAAGGGAGCGUUGGCUAUGUGACCUACAUCAUUUUCAUUGUUUUACAAUGCCUGGCGGCUCCCUUAGCAUUAUGUCUAUCGCCACCCCACAAAGUCCAAAGGAGUGAUGGAUCGCGGGUCAUGGUCAAACGAGAAGACUCGUUCCUCGCUGAGUUCAAGGCCUUGUACCAACUAUCGAGGAAACGAAACGUUCUACUUCUUCUCCCUAUUUUCUGGGCUGCAUAUUUCAAUCAGUACAGCGGGAACUUUGAAGCCUACUACUUCAGUGUACGCGGCCGUGCUUUGAUCGGUUUUGUAAGCAACUUUGCCACACUACUAUCAUCGCAGAUUCUCAGCCAGUGGCUCGAUUGGACUCGUUUUGCCGUCAAGAAACGUUUAGAAUAUGGAUACUAUUAUGUCGUUGCGGUACAUGUUCUCUCUUGGGUAUACGGUUGGGUUGUUCAAGAACAAUUUGCUUCCAAUCCCCCACUCUUGGAUUGGAGCACGCCCGGCUACGUCAAAGGCUUUUUUGUGCUAUUUUUAUGGAACUUUUCGCAACAAGCAGCUCAAAAUUGGUUAUACUAUCUUGUUGCUACAAUGACGAAUGAUGUAGCAGAGCUCACUCGCUUGACGGGUAUUCUGCGUGGCCAAGAAAGCUUUGCUCAAGCCGUGUCAUAUGGUCUCAACACAAGGAACUGGUAUGGAGGGCGAGUGCCACUGGCCGUUAACACAAUACUUCUCGGGCUAGCGAUAGUCCCGACUUAUCUUGUUGUUCGCAGCCACAAUCCGGACGAGUCAGCAAAGGUAUCUGAGUCCACACCUUCAGAGACAAAAUCUGAUAUUACUGAGCCGAAUAAAGAGGAAACGAAUUAGAGCUACCAUGCGGAUCUACCAAUUAGAAUAAAAUGUCUCCAUCCUCACACCAACUAAUUAUCUUGUACGGAUAGAAUAUAGGAGCGAUAGCUAUACCAACUCGAAGGCUUAUAAGAACACGAGAUAAUUCUUUGAGAAUUCAUGGAGGC
This is a messenger RNA of Trichoderma asperellum CBS 433.97, 1556 nucleotides long. RefSeq lists its product as uncharacterized. Gene Ontology annotation, molecular function: transmembrane transporter activity. NCBI's taxonomy places the organism in Eukaryota, Fungi, Ascomycota, Sordariomycetes, Hypocreales, Hypocreaceae. The record is from RefSeq and is a predicted model, not a curated record. Gene Ontology annotation, biological process: transmembrane transport.